Egretta garzetta (little egret) is the source of this 2601-nucleotide messenger RNA. RefSeq names its product EPH receptor A2 (gene EPHA2). The annotation marks the transcript as partial. Gene Ontology annotation, cellular component: membrane; neuron projection. Lineage: Eukaryota; Metazoa; Chordata; Aves; Pelecaniformes; Ardeidae. Gene Ontology annotation, biological process: protein phosphorylation; cell surface receptor protein tyrosine kinase signaling pathway; axon guidance. The transcript is spliced from 16 exons. Gene Ontology annotation, molecular function: ATP binding; protein binding; transmembrane-ephrin receptor activity. The record is from RefSeq and is a predicted model, not a curated record.
CCUUUCCCCGCAGGCGGACGUGACAGAGGGGGACGUGAGGGCCUUCGAGGGGACCUGGGGGCUGCAGUGGUCCUGCUGGACUUCGCCAAGGCGCAGGGGGAGCUGGGCUGGCUCACCCAGCCCUACGGCAAAGGGUGGGACCUGCUGCAGAACAUGCUGAACGACUCCUCCAUCUACAUCUACUCGGUGUGCAACGUGCUGGAGGGCGAGCAGGAGAACUGGCUGCGGACCAACUGGAUCUACCGGGGGGUGGCCCAACGCAUCUUCAUCGAGCUCCAAUUCACGGUCCGUGACUGCAACAGCUUCCCCACCGCCGGCAGUGGCUCCUGCAAGGAGACCUUCAACCUCUACUACGCCGAAUCCGACGUGGAUUACGGCACCAACUUCCAAAAGAGACAAUUCAAGAAGAUCGACACCAUUGCCCCAGAUGAAAUCACUGUCCAGGACGAUUUUGUUCUCCGGAACGUUAAACUCAACGUUGAGGUGCGAUCAGUGGGACCUCUCCGGCGGAAAGGUUUCUACUUGGCUUUCCAGGAUUUGGGAGCUUGCGUGGCGUUGCUUUCCGUUCGGAUCUAUUACAAGAGGUGCCCGGCUGUGUUACGGGGCAUGGCUCACUUCCCCGAAACGGUGGCUGGUGUCGACUCUCAGACUUUGGCCGAGGUGCAGGGAACGUGCGUGGAGGAGGCGGUGGCCGACCAAGCCCCGGUGCUGCAUUGCAACGCUGACGGCGAGUGGUUGGUGCCCAUCGGGGAGUGCCUGUGCCGAGCCGGCUACGAGAAAGUGGGAGAGAGAUGCCAAGGGGGGUUGCCAGGGACAGGGGUCACCGUCACCGACCUGGAGCCGCACCGUCAAUACACCUUCACUGUCGAAGCCCGGAACGGGGUGUCACCCUACAGCCACCAUCGUAGCGUGGCCACCGCCACCAUCAGCGUUAAUCAGACAGAGCCACCCCGGGUGACAUCGGUGAGCCUGGAUGGACGAACGGCCACCAGCUUGGUCCUCUCCUGGACGGUGCCACUGCGGCAGCAGAGUCGGGUCUGGAAGUACGAGGUCACCUACAGCAAGAAGGUGGAUGAGAACAGCUACUCAGUGCUGCGCUGCGAGGGCACCUCCGUCACCCUCCCCAAGUUGUCCCCUGCCACUGCCUAUGUGGUGCGGGUCCAGGCACUCACCCAGGACGGCCACGGCGCAUACAGCCCCCAGCAUGAGUUUGAGACCCUGCCCGAGGGCACUGAGGCCAUGGCAUCCACUGCCAUUAUCAGCGGCUCCAUCGCUGGUGUCUUCAUUGUCCUCGUCCUCUUGGCUGCUCUCCUCUUCCUCGAGGCACGGAAAAGGAGGUCACGGCCACGCCAGUCCACCGAGGACGUCUACUUCUCCAAGUCAGACCAGCUGAAGCCCCUCAAGACCUACGUUGACCCUCACACUUACGAAGACCCCAACCAAGCCAUGCUCAAGUUCACCACCGAGAUCCCUCCAUCCUCCAUCACCCGCCAGAAGGUCAUCGGCGCUGGUGAAUUUGGGGAGGUCUACAAGGGCACUCUGAAGUGUGGCAAGAAGGAGGUGCCAGUGGCCAUCAAGACCUUGAAGGUGGGCUACACGGAGAAGCAACGGGUGGACUUCUUGAGUGAAGCUGCCAUCAUGGGCCAGUUCUGCCACCACAACAUCAUCCGCCUGGAAGGGGUCGUCUCCAAGUACAAGCCCUUCAUGAUCAUCACGGAGUACAUGGAGAACGGCGCUCUGGAUAAGUUCCUGAGGGAAAAAGAGGGAGAAUUUGGUGUCAUCCAGCUGGUGGGGAUGUUGAGGGGCAUCGCCGCCGGCAUGAAGUACUUGGCCAACAUGAAUUACGUCCACCGGGAUCUGGCUGCCCGGAACAUCUUGGUGAACAGCAACCUGGUGUGCAAAGUGUCCGAUUUUGGGCUUUCGAGGGUGUUGGAAGAUGACCCUGAAGCCACCUACACCACCAGCGGUGGGAAGAUCCCCAUCCGUUGGACGGCACCUGAAGCCAUCUCCUACCGGAAGUUCACCUCCGCCAGCGACGUCUGGAGCUACGGCAUUGUCAUGUGGGAGGUGAUGUCCUAUGGUGAGCGACCAUACUGGGAGCUAUCAAACCAUGAGGUGAUGAAGGCCAUCAACGAGGGCUUCCGCCUCCCUGCCCCGCUGGAUUGUCCCUCUGCCAUCUACCAGCUGAUGAUGCAAUGCUGGCAGCAAGAGCGCAGCCGGCGCCCCAAGUUCGCCGAUAUCGUCAGCAUCCUCGACAAGCUCAUCCGCGCCCCCGAGUCCCUCAAGGCGCUGGCGGACUUUGACCCCCGCAGCCCCGAGUGGCUGGAGUCCAUCAGGAUGCCCCAGUACACGGAGCACUUCAUGGCCUCGGGCUACAGCACCAUCGAGAAGGUCCUGCAGAUGACCAGCGACGACAUCAAGAAAAUCGGGGUGCGCUUGCCGGGGCACCAGAAGCGAAUCGCCUACAGCCUGCUGGGGCUGCAGGAGCAGGCCGGGACCGGGGGGGUCCCCAUUUAACCCCCCUGCACCCCCCAAAAUACUUGAACCAAAUGAAGACACCCCCCCUCAUCCCCAAGGGGUUUAUUUAUUAUUUCUAUUAUU